UCAGUUGUCAAACAGAAUUUUGUGAAUGAUUGCGGCGAGUGUCUCGUCGAACGUAAACGGCGCUUCUAAGUUAGCUGCAUUAUUUGCGUUUUCAUAAAAUUUGUAACAUAAGAGUUAGCUUAACAUUAAACUAUUCCAUGUAUUUAGAACAAUAUAAAAUCAAAUAAUACAUUAUAACCAGUAAUUUUAAGUUAUAUUUUAUUUAUAAAAAUCGUCGGAAUCUUGUCACAAUGGUGAAAGAUGGACAAAAUAAAUAUCGGUCGUAGUCGAUCUAGCGAGACUUUGUGACGCAGACGCUAUGUGUAAUGUGAUCUAGUGCUACAGAAUUAAAGGAUUUCUAAGCCCCGGUGAAUAUUGCAGUCAUGGCCAGUGAGGAAUCCAGCGUAAGAGUUGCUGUGAGGAUUCGUCCACAAACACCAGCCGAGAUUGUGGAGGGAUGCGGUAUAUGCGCGAGAGCAGGUGGUCCAGCGGGCGAGGGUGGGGUGGCAUUGGGCACCGAAAGAGCCUUCACCUUCGAUUACGCCUUCGAACCUUCAGCUUCGCAACAGGAGCUGUACGAAACCUGCGUCAAGAAACUGGUGGAAGCCGCUCUUGAUGGAUACAACGCUACCGUGCUGGCAUAUGGACAGACCGGCUCCGGUAAGACAUACACGAUGGGCAGCGGCUGGGAAGGCGAGGGAGACGGUGAUGAGGACAGGCGCGGCAUCAUCCCUCGGGCGAUCCGGGAUCUGUUCGCGGGCGCGGACGCUCGCGCUGAUGAAGCACGCACCCAGGGUCAGCUGCCCCCCGAGUUCUCCGUCCAGGCUCAGUUCAUUGAACUGUACAAUGAGGAUAUCGUUGAUUUAUUGGAUCCGGCCAAAGAUCCAUUUUCUAAGGGAGCGUUGAGAAUAACAGAGGACGGGUGCGGCGGGGUGCGUGUUGUGGGCGCUUCGAUGCGGGCGGUCCGAGGCGCCAGAGAAGCCCUGGGCGCUCUAAGGGCCGGCGCCCUUGCUCGGACAACGGCGGCCACCAACAUGAACUCCUCAUCGUCGCGGUCGCACGCAGUCUUCACGUUGCUUCUACGUCAACGGAGGCUCGCCGCGGACUUGCCUGACGGCAUAGAAAGGGACGCGGAGUCAGAUUCCCCAGAACAAUACGAAACUUUGACUGCCAAGUUCCAUUUCGUCGAUUUAGCUGGAUCUGAACGCUUGAAGAGGACUGGUGCGACGGGAGAGCGCGCUCGCGAGGGUAUAUCGAUAAACUGUGGACUACUGGCGCUGGGCAACGUCAUAUCCGCCCUCGGAGACAAGUCGAGGAAGGCGCUGCACGUGCCCUACAGAGAUUCUAAGCUGACGAGACUGUUGCAGGAUUCUUUGGGCGGUAACAGCAACACAGUGAUGAUAGCGUGCGUGUCGCCGAGCGACCGCGACUUCAUGGAGACCUUGAACACGCUGAAAUACGCAAACCGAGCUCGGAACAUCAAGAACCGUUGCGUCGUCAACCAGGACCUCACCUCCAGGACCAUACACCAGCUGCGCCAGGAGGUCGCGCGGCUGCAACUCGAACUAGCGGAAUACAAACAGGGAAAACGCGUAAUAUCAGAAAACGGCGAGGAGGGUUGGAGCGAUGUCGUCCAAGAGAACGCUAUACUGAAUGGAGAAGUAGAAGCCUUGAGACGUCGCGUCAAAGCCAUGCAGGGCACCAUAGAUCAGCUGUCGGCCAGGAACAGCGAGCUGAUGGCUGAGAAGACGCUGAGUAACUGGAUUCCGAAGGAUGGCAGCCCUGACGCCAACGAUUGCUCCCUCACCACUCUCGUCCAGGGCUACGUGAGCGAGAUAGAGAGUCUACGAGCCCAGCUGAUGGAGACGACGGCGAUGUACGAGGCGAGCCGGCGCCGCGAGCAGAUGACGUCACGCACCCGCCACGAGUCCGCGCACGACCCCGCCGCCGUCAUCGACGAGGCCAAGCGGGAACUGUACAAGGAAAAAGAAAUUCUGGCGCGGAGCAUGGGCGAACUGGAGUUCCACCGCAAACUGAACAUGAGCGACAGUGUGAUGAGCAGCGUGGACGAUCGGCCCAUAGGAGAGAGGGAAAGGGCUGAGGGUGAGAGUGCCGAUGACUCCGAUCCUUCGGACGGGGAAGCCGAUGGAGAUGGCACCGAUUCCGACGAAGAUUCUGAGACUAAAGGACAACGUGUCCUAUCAGCGCAACUGGUAGCCCUCAGCGAGGACAUCGAUACGAAAGCUCGUCUUAUCGAGCAACUAGAGAUGUCCCAGCGGCGGCUCACCGCCCUACGGACCCACUACGAACAGAGGCUCGACACGCUGCAUCAUCAGAUCAAGGCCACCAACGAAGAGAAAGAUAAAGUCUUGGCUUCUUUAGCCGCGCAAGCGUCUCCGGCGAGCGAGAAGGUGAAGCGUGUCCGCGAGGAGUACGAACGGCGCGUGGCGGGCAUGGCGCGCGAGCUGCGGCGCCUGCACGCCGCGCACCGCGACCACGCGCGGCUGCAGCGGGCGCAGGCGCACACCGCCGCGCAGAUCUCCACGCUCAGGAGCGAACUGCAGAACAUGAAGAGGGACAAGGUAAAAUUAGUCCAACAAAUGCGUGCUGAGGCCAAACGACACGCUCAAGCCGAAGCCGUUAGGGCUAAAGAGGUCGCUCAACUGCGCAAGGAAUCACGUAAAAAUGCAAAUCUCAUCAGAUCUCUGGAGGCUGAAACGAAACUCAAAGAACAGGUAUUGAAACGGAAACAAGAGGAAGUGUCUCUAUUGAGACGGGGACAUCGCGAUAAGUUAAGCAAUCGAGCCGCCGGGCGACUGUACGGAGGGGUCCGCGGUCACAGCCGCAAGUCGGUCCGCGAGAGCUGGGCGCGGCUGGAGCGGUGGGUCGCCCGCACCAGCGCCGCGCGCCUCACGCUGUGGGAGCUGGAGGCUGCGCUGGACCGCCUGCUGCGGCAGCGCGCGGCGGCGCAGCGGGCGGCGCACGACGGCGACGCCGCCUCGCUGCACGCCUACCUGCGCGACGCCAUCGCCGACACGCAGGCGCAGAUCAUGCAGAUCGAGGAAGAAAACGACGAGAACGAACUGUCCCGGAUACUGGAGCAGGUGGACAGCGCGGAGGCGGGCCGGUACGCGCUGGAGCGGCUGGCGGCGUGCGCGCUGCAGCACGCGCAGGACGCCGCCAGGAACCUCAAGCUGCUCAACGACACGCGCGCGCACCUCAAAGAAGUUAGUAUCGAUACUGACUGGCGCCGACGGACCGGCCCCCGGAUCGGAUGCCGUAGCCAUCAGUUGGAAGAGAGCCAAGAGCGAGCCGCCAGCGCCCUCCGGGCGGCGGAGGAGCAGAACCUCACGAGCUGGAGCUGCGGCACCGCGCUGGCCCACCUGCUGGCGCACGUCUCCUCCGGUACAUCCACCAGAUCGGUCUCGCCGGUCGACAGUUCAAUAUUGGAAUCGAAGCCCAACACGAACGGCACCAGGGAGUCUGCGACGGCGCCCACCUCGCCGCCCGACGACAACGUCAAUUCGCCCUUCCAAAGAAAUACGGUACGUCGCGGCUCGGUGCGUCUCCGCGACCUGGGCGUCAUCGCCAGAGAGGACGGCGACGACCCCAUGACGCAGUCGCUGGUGGAGCCCACCUCGCCCCGCCCCGCGCCCCUCAGCCGCGUGCCCAGCGCCCCCGGCAGUCUGAGAGGUCUUCAGCCGGUGUCCUCUCCGCUAUCCCCCCGCCGACCUCCGCCCCCCGAAAGCCCCCGGCCCCCGCGACGCGUCACCACGUACACACUCGCCAAGCCAGCCUCAUUAGAGCCGGCAAGCACGCCGCCCGCGUCUCCGGGGGCCACGAGACGCGCGAGGGACGACGACGUGUUCUUGCGACUAGCGGGCGCCGGACACGAUAACUCGCCCCAAGGAAUCGUCAAAGAACUUGCAAUCAAACGCGUUAUCGGUGGAAACACGAGAGCGUGGCUGCAGUGCACACACGUGGCGGAAGGACACGCGGGCGCGGCUCUGGCACUGGCCGCCACAACACACGCUGUGUACAGCGGCGGCGUAGAUCGCACGGUCCGUGGCUGGGACCUGUCCGUGGGCAGCGAGGCGUGGCGCGGCUGGUGCGGCGGCGCGGUGUCGUCGCUGGCGGCCGGCACCGCCGCGGACGGGGGCAGGCUGCUCCUCGCCGCCGCCGGGCCCGCCGUCAGGCUCUUCGACACCCGGACUAGGACACCGCUCACUACGCUCUGGUCGUCGGGCGCGACCGGUCCGUGUCCGGCGGGGCGCGGCGCGGCGGGCGAGGUGCCGGUGACGGCGCUGCGGCUGUGCGCGCCUCACACGCUGUACACCGCCGCGGGGGACAAACUGCGUCUGUGGGACCUGCGCAUGUUGGAGUGCGUGUACAAGAUAUGGUCGGGCCACGCGGCCGCCGUCAUGUGUCUGGCGGCCGCCGAUAACUUGCUCGUCACCGGCUCGAAGGACCAUUAUGUCAGAGCCAUGGAGAUAAACGCACAAGACUCAGGCGGUUGGGAGACGAGCAACCGGCGCCUGCUGGAGCCCCCGCACUACGACGGCGUGCAGGCGCUCGCCCUGCGCGGCCACGUGCUGUACAGCGCCUCGCGGGACACCAGCCUCAAGCGCUGGAACCUGCACGACAACUCGCUCACCCAUAGCGUGAUGAACGCGCACAAGGGCUGGGUGACGGGCGUGUGCGUGCUGGGCGGCGCGGAGGAGGGCGCGGUGGCGAGCUGCGGGCGCGAGGGCGCCGUGCGCGUGUGGAGCGCCGACCUGCGCGCCGUGACGUCUCCCGCCGCGCUCUCCGACGCCGUGCACGCGCUCGACGCGCACCCCGACCCGCACCGCCGGACGCUCUACACCGCCUCCAACGGCGGCGAAGUGCGUGCGUGGCGGAUCGUCGUCGAGCCGUGAAACUCCUCAGUGACGGGCGUGUACGUUGUUGGCGCGUCCGCACCGCGAGGUGACCGCCGCCCCCGGGCGCCCCGCCCGCCCCUCCCGCCCCGCGCCACGCCCGCCGCGUCUGGCGGUGAUACACCGCAGACACUACAGACCCGACACAGAACACGGAAAUAUACACAGUGUAAGUUAACAAUAAUGAAUACACGUUCAUCUGUGUCGUCGGUGUGUAGUGCAAUGGCAUUUAUUCUCGAGAAAUGAAGACCUGAAUCGCAGUAGUAGUCUAGAAAUUUUGCACAAUGGUUACAGUAGAUGUUCUCGGCAAGAACGUUCGGAAUCAGUUAGCCGCGCGAUGACCGAACUUCUUAUAGGAAAAUAAAAACACCGAAAAGUUAAGGAUGAGUUGAGCAAAUAUAAAAUAAAGGAAAAAAUACUAUCAUGCACAAAUUUUAACGAAAAACAACUUUACAGCCUUAACCGUAGAAACUUUUUUAAAUUGUCACAAUCACUUUUAUAAAACGAAUAAACAGCUCUGUCACAAACAAAGAAUAAAUGUAAUUAAUUUGAAAGAUACAGUAGUGGUCUCUCCAAUUUACGCGAUUCUUGAACUUUGUCACAGACUCAAUAGAAUGAAACAAAUGAAAGAAAAAAAAAUGUAUGCAAAUUCUUAGUAUUGUUGUAUCUAGAUUGUGUAAGGCGCCAAUGCCUACUUUAGUGCUUUAGUAAUAUCCAUGACGUUACAAGUUUUACAUUGAAUAACAUUUAAAUUCGCCAAGUGUUUACGUCAUAAUGCUUAUCUAAGCGCAUAGAUUUAUGUAGUUAAAUGAAUAAAUGCAACUUUAGCUGGAAUAUAACAACAAAUCGAUAAAUUAUCCUGAUCCAGUAUUGAAGAAGAAUUUGGAUCGGUUAUAAUCAAACAAACGAUUGAUUAAUGCACAGUUUUUAGGUACAAAGACCAUUCAAAGACAAUAAUCUUAAUUUUAAAUUACUAAACAAAAUACUAAUAAUGAUAUAUCCCAAUUUCCAAAUAAUAAUAUGUAGUUGUAAUAAUAAAAUGCAAACAAAU
Messenger RNA from Bombyx mandarina (wild silkworm), 5946 nucleotides. RefSeq names its product kinesin-like protein 31E (gene Klp31E). Gene Ontology annotation, cellular component: microtubule associated complex. NCBI's taxonomy places the organism in Eukaryota, Metazoa, Arthropoda, Insecta, Lepidoptera, Bombycidae. The record is from RefSeq and is a predicted model, not a curated record. Gene Ontology annotation, biological process: mitotic spindle organization; spindle elongation; microtubule-based movement. Gene Ontology annotation, molecular function: ATP binding; microtubule binding; microtubule motor activity.